Salvia miltiorrhiza (redroot sage) is the source of this 962-nucleotide messenger RNA. Its product is annotated as ribulose-phosphate 3-epimerase, cytoplasmic isoform-like. NCBI's taxonomy places the organism in Eukaryota, Viridiplantae, Streptophyta, Magnoliopsida, Lamiales, Lamiaceae. The record is from RefSeq and is a predicted model, not a curated record. Gene Ontology annotation, molecular function: metal ion binding; D-ribulose-phosphate 3-epimerase activity. The transcript has 7 exons. The coding region runs from base 127 to 804 and encodes 225 amino acids. Gene Ontology annotation, cellular component: cytosol. Gene Ontology annotation, biological process: pentose-phosphate shunt, non-oxidative branch; pentose-phosphate shunt; carbohydrate metabolic process.
AAAAGGUAAAUCCAAAAUUCUAGAGCUGAACAGGAAUUUAUUUUGUUAAUUUUCAUCGACGAUCCUCUGUCUUUAGUUGAUUAAGCUGCGGCGAAGUUGGGUAAAAGUUUUAAAAAAUCAACGAUAAUGGUGAAGCCAAAAAUCGCGCCAUCUAUGCUGUCGUCGGACUUUGCAAAUCUGGCGUCGGAGGCGGAACGGAUGAUUCGAUGCGGCGCGGAUUGGCUGCAUAUGGAUAUUAUGGUAAGUCAUUUCGUGCCAAACCUCACAAUUGGGGCUCCAGUGAUAGAGAGUUUGAGAAAGCACACACAGGCAUAUUUAGAUUGCCACUUAAUGGUAACAAAUCCUAUAGAUUAUGUUGAGCCGUUUGCAAAAGCAGGUGCUUCUGGUUUUACGUUUCAUGUAGAAGUCUCUAAAGAUAAUUGGCAAGAACUUGUGCAGAAGAUCAAAUCAAAGGGUAUGAAACCUGGUGUUUCCUUGAAGCCUGGAACCCCGGUCGAAGAAGUCUAUCCACUGCUCGAUGGUGACAAUCCUGUGGAGAUGGUUCUCAUUAUGACUGUGGAACCUGGAUUUGGUGGGCAGAAGUUUAUGCCAGAAAUGAUGGAGAAGGUGCGUGUUCUGCGGAAGAAGUACCCAUCACUUGACAUAGAGGUCGACGGUGGUUUAGGACCUUCGACAAUCGAUCUUGCUGCUUCAGCAGGAGCAAACUGCAUUGUUGCAGGAAGUUCAGUAUUUGGAGCUCCAGAUCCUGCUCAUGUUAUAUCACUACUGUACAAGAGUGUAGAGAAUGCGCAGAAAAGUAGUUAGCUACUUUUUGAGGGACGAGGAUGGCGACAUAUUAUGAUUGCUUUGAACUGUAUUACGGUGUAAUUUACGAUUAUAGUAAUGUAAUAAAUUGAACUACAUCUAUGUUAACUGUAUUAGUACCAUUUUCACAUAUUUAUGAGAGUUAAAUGUUGAAGGCA